This is a messenger RNA of Adineta ricciae, 1080 nucleotides long. NCBI's taxonomy places the organism in Eukaryota, Metazoa, Rotifera, Eurotatoria, Adinetida, Adinetidae. The record is from the annotation of a GenBank genome assembly.
AUGAAUGUGAAUUUCUUUGAUAAAUUUGGUGGAAAUGCUUUAUUUGAUGCAUUUGUCAAUGAACAUUUCCAUUUAUGUGAAUUUCUUUAUUCUCGUGGUGCUCGAUUUCCUGAAAAUAAACAAAAAGAAUUCUCUUUUUAUUUGAAUUGUUUUGUUAAUGAAAAUCAUUUCGCUGCAAUUCAAUGUUUAAUGAAAUGUGGUCUAAAUCCAAAUCUGAGCGAUUUCAACGGUGAAAAUGCUUUACACGUAGCUGUGAUGAACAAUCAUUCGCAUCUUGUUCAUUAUUUUAUUGAAGAAACAAAGAUUUCUUUCGCUAACGAUCUACUCGUUACUGAUUAUUUGUCAAACAAUCGUAAAUCUCAAUCAAAUCCUCAUGUUGACAUUCUCAUCGAAAACAAAUCCAAUGAGAAAAUUUCCCAGUCGCUAUUCGAAGGAAGUCCGUGGCCAUAUUUUCUUUGUAAAGACACAAAUGAGAAUAAUCUGAAGAAAAUUUCUGAAUUUGUUCAAUUAAAUCCUCAUGUGAAUAUCAUUGAAUAUGUUGAUUAUGAUUUGCGUUCAAUUGCACAUCUGGCUGUUGUUCAAAAUCAACUUGAAAUCAUUCGAUUUUUAUUUCAAAACUAUGGAACAUCUCAAAUGAAACAAUUAAUGUCUCAAGAAGAUCGAUGGGGUUUUUCACCAUUAGAUGAAGCAUAUCGUCUUGAACAUUUCGAAAUUUAUCAAUUCAUUCAACAAAAUUUCCUUCAAUCAGAAAAUCAAAUUUCGAAAUUUCAAAAUCGAUCUUGGACUUCUUUGUUAAGAAAAUGGAAAAAGGUUUUUCUUUUUUCUUCUUUAGUUAUAUCGAAUGAAGUCGAACAAAUUGAUUCACUUUUUCAACGUGCUCAUUUUAUUUCAACAGAAACUUACGCUGAUUACUAUGGAAGAACACCAAUGCAUCUAGCAGCGAUCCAUGGACAUUUCAAUGUUGUCAAAUUACUUGUUCAGUAUGGAUAUCACAGUACACCAGAUCGAUUCGAUCGUUAUCCCAUUGAUGAAGCAAAACAAAGAAAUUUUCAAGAAAUUGUUCAACUUUUACAAAAAUAA